AUGGCGCUCGUCGUCCUCACCGGGCUCGUCGUAAUCUCGGAUGCCACCCAGAUCAUGCGUCGUCCGCCGCAGUACAAGAACAGGCCGAACACCUUUGCGAUGGAGCGCCAGCCCAAAGUGCACACCCUGUCUCGACGGGCGACCGGCAAAGCCAACUUCGCCUACUUUACGAAUUGGGGUAUCUAUGGAGCCAAUUUCCAUAUCCUCUACUCGUUCGCUGAUACGGAUGCAAGCACUGGUGCCAUCAAGCUGACUGACCCCUACUCCGACGAACAGAAACGGUUCCCUGGCGAUACAUGGACCGAGACGGGCAACAACCUCUACGGCUGCCUGAAGCAGCUUUAUCUCCUCAAGAUGAAGAAGCGCGACCUCAAGGUCCUUUUGUCUAUUGGCGGGUGGACGUACUCGCAGGCUGGUCACUUCAAUUUCGUCACCAACCCUACGGCGCGUGCAAAGUUUAUCAGUGACGCUGUUCAACUGAUCGAAGACUAUGGGUUUGAUGGGAUUGAUAUCGAUUAUGAGUACCCCUCGACUCCUGAACAGGGGCAAGGCCUCGCGGACUUGGUCACCUCCCUCCGCACGGCCCUGACUCAGCUCGCCUCGCGCAAGGGCGAGAGCAACCCGUAUCUGAUCACCGCGGCUGUGGGAGCUGGUCCCGCUGGGUACUCCAACCUCAAGGUUGCGCAGAUGGAUAGGGCCAUGGACUACUGGAACCUUAUGGCGUACGAUUAUGCCGGUUCGUGGUUGACUUGGGCGGACAACCAGGCCAAUUUUUAUGGUGGAGCGAGGACGGGGUAUAGUACCGAUGCGGCUUUGAAGUGGUACAUCUCCCAGGGAGCUACCAAGUCGAAGAUCAAUGUUGUCGCCGGAGGGCAAGUCUACGAGAACAAGACCGAUAUGACGAGCUACUCGUACGACCCCGUGAAGCGCGAGCUGGUUUCGUACGAUACGCCUAACAUUGUCCGCAUGAAGGCGAUCUAUGUUGAGAAGAACGGGCUUGGUGGGACUAUGUUCUGGGAGCUUUCCACUGACAAGGUUGGCUCUGAGUCGCUCGUUGCUGCUGCUGCGAGCCGAUUGGGUGCUCUGGAUAGUACGCCUAACCACAUCAAGUUCCCGAAUAGCAAGUGGGAUAACAUCCGGAACAACAUGUCUGGUGGUGGGAGUACCACUACUGCCCCUGCUCCUACCCCGACUGGUGGUACCCCGGCGCCUACUGGUGGACCGUGCGCUGGUGUCUCUGCUUGGAGUGCUACGACUAUCUACACUGGUGGAAAUAGGGCUACUUACUCUGGUCGACUUUGGACUGCGCGCUGGUGGACACAAGGCGAGACUCCUGGUACAGCCGAAGUCUGGACCAACAGCGGUGCCUGCUAA
Coprinopsis cinerea okayama7#130 is the source of this 1374-nucleotide messenger RNA. RefSeq names its product class V chitinase ChiB1. Gene Ontology annotation, cellular component: extracellular region. Gene Ontology annotation, biological process: carbohydrate metabolic process; chitin catabolic process. The record is from RefSeq and is a predicted model, not a curated record. The coding region runs from base 1 to 1374 and encodes 457 amino acids. Gene Ontology annotation, molecular function: chitinase activity; carbohydrate binding; chitin binding. The transcript has 12 exons. Lineage: Eukaryota; Fungi; Basidiomycota; Agaricomycetes; Agaricales; Psathyrellaceae.